AUGUUUAACAAGGUGUUUUCACUGGCUUUUGUAACAUGCGGACUACUCGCCAUUGUUCAGGCUGCAAGAACGGUUAAGGAGUGUGAAAAGCAAAUGCCUGCCUCCUUAAAGAGACAGCUGUGCGAGGUGCGUCAGUACAAGAUCUUGGGUGGGCAAGAUAUGGACAGGCACAUGGAUUGUGUGAUGAAGACGCUUGGGUUCGUUCGUCCCGAUGGCACUGGAGAUUACCAUAAGCUCAUCAAACCACUGAACGCGAUCGAGAAGGAUCGUAAACAUGAUUUCAAUCUGGAAACGUGCGGUGGAAAAACGAUGCGCCUACCGGUGGGCGAACGUGCGAAUGCUUACUACACGUGCCUGCUGAACUCGUCGUCCGCUGAAUCGUUCAAGAAGGUGUUCGAUCUGACGGAGCUGGUAAAGGCUGGCAAACUACCGGCACUGGCACAGUACGGUGCACAGGUGGAGAAGCUAAUGAAGAAAAUUGAUGCAAAGAUUUGCAAGUGA
Molecule: messenger RNA, 501 nt
Organism: Anopheles marshallii
Lineage: Eukaryota; Metazoa; Arthropoda; Insecta; Diptera; Culicidae
Product: 37 kDa salivary gland allergen Aed a 2-like
Exons: 3
Coding region: 1-501 (166 amino acids)
Biological process (GO): sensory perception of smell
Molecular function (GO): odorant binding
Source: RefSeq, a predicted model, not a curated record